Messenger RNA from Eruca vesicaria subsp. sativa (arugula), 580 nucleotides. The record is from the annotation of a GenBank genome assembly. NCBI's taxonomy places the organism in Eukaryota, Viridiplantae, Streptophyta, Magnoliopsida, Brassicales, Brassicaceae.
GGAAUAUCUUAGCUGAACCUAGAAACCUAGAUGCACCCUCGUUGUUCAGAUACCCGGAAGAAGUUGCUUAUCCAAUGCAAGAGCUACAUUAUUCGGCGAUGUCUAUCCAUUGUCCGAAAAUGAGCAAGAAUGGGCUCAUAAACAGUAUAUGGCUAAGCAUCACCAAGGACCUUCCCAGCAAUGGGGAAACUCUCACUAUUUUAGAAUGCAGAACAUAAGUGAUAUAUAUUUCAUUGGAGGUUUUGGCACUGUUGCGUGGAUUAAUGUCAAUGAGUACGAGGCACUUCAACCAUAUAAGAUAGCUGUUGAUGGAGGCGAGCAAAACCUUAGUGAGUUUAACUUAGAACUUAAUGCCAUCUUCUCAAACCCACUUAGAGAGUCACUGUCUACUGAAUCUGAGGUAGACGAUGCUGCUAUCAUUUCUGUAGACAGCAAAGGGAUCGAUAUAAGAGUUCGGCAAGGUGCUAAGUUUCACGUACAAAGGCUAGCCUUUGAGGAAAGUCUUGGAGUAGAGGCUUUAGAAGAAGCCAAAUCUUCACUGUGGAAAGUGAUAGAGAAGGGAAAGGUACACAAUUUGUAG